Molecule: messenger RNA, 813 nt
Organism: Symbiodinium sp. CCMP2456
Lineage: Eukaryota; Dinophyceae; Suessiales; Symbiodiniaceae
Source: the annotation of a GenBank genome assembly
AUGUCGCUCCGCCUGACGAACAUGGACUUCAAGCCGGGAGCGAAGUUGGCCUCGGAUGCAAACUUGUCAGAGGUGGCAGCAGAGCGAGGCAUCGAGUUCUUCCUGGUUGCCUUCGUGGACUUGAAAGGGGUGCUCCGGACGAAGAUGGUGCCUGCAAGCGCUAUCAAGCAGAUCCAGCGUGACGGAGCUGGAUUCGCCCCAGCAGCGACUCACAUGGAUUUUGGCCCUGAAGCAGCGGACAUGAUCGUGAAGCCCGAUGCGAGCACCUUGCUGCAGGUGCCAUUCCAAACAGAAAUGGCGGUGGUCAUGGGCGACUGCUACAUUGAAGGCCAAGAGGUGAUGCAGUCUCCUCGGGCAGUGUUGCGCCAGCAGAUCGCGGAGAUCCAGAAGCGUGGAUACGUCUUCAAGACCGGUGUGGAGGCCGAGUUCUUCCUCCUCGCGCCGCAGUCGCAGGGAUGCCAACUGGCGGUGUCCGACCAGGGCGAUUCUUUGAGCAAGCCAUGCUAUGAUGCUCAAUCCAUGAUGCGGCGGUAUGGGCUGCUGACCGACAUCGUAUGCACUCUGAACAAGUGUGGCUUCGGCGUCUACCAGACUGACCACGAGGAUGCAAAUGGCCAGUUCGAGAUCAAUUGGCACUACCAGGACUGCAUGACCACCGCCGACCAGCACAUCUUCUUCAAGUGGGCUGUGAAGACGCUGGCAGAGCGACACGGCUUCUCGGCAACCUUUAUGCCCAAGCCAUUCAGCACCUUCAGUGGCAAUGGCUGCCACAUUCACUGCUCACUCUGGGCCGGCGAGAAGAAUGUCUUCGAG